Messenger RNA from Homalodisca vitripennis (glassy-winged sharpshooter), 2650 nucleotides. Its product is annotated as G-protein coupled receptor Mth2-like. The coding region runs from base 192 to 1292 and encodes 366 amino acids. Lineage: Eukaryota; Metazoa; Arthropoda; Insecta; Hemiptera; Cicadellidae. The transcript has 8 exons. The record is from RefSeq and is a predicted model, not a curated record. Gene Ontology annotation, molecular function: G protein-coupled receptor activity.
UGUUAGCACCGUGCGACGUGCGAGUGUAUGACGCAAUAUUUGAUGUACAGAAGAGUGAGACUAGUUUAGUUUGAAGCCGGCCGGCUCCGUGCGAGGAUAUCGACAGCAGGCUGUACAGUUUUGAGUAGUUGUCAAAGGUUUCGUUCUUUUCUGUGAGCGCCAUAGGGUUAUUUAUUUCCUAUUCGCUGACAAUGAAGGGGGUUUCAAGUACUUUGAUGUUCUCUCUGGUCGUUUUAACAGUUGCAGGGCCAUUAGUACGAUCGCAGGAGGUGUGCGUUGUUCCCAAGUGUUGUCCGAUUGGCCAGAGUUACCCAGGUCCACGAAAGAGUUGUCAGAACAGCAGUCUCCAGUUUGAGCCUGACAUCUUGAAUGGAUCGGAAGUCAUUGAGUCUUCUGAUUCUAGAGUACUCAACAUCAUCGUGGGCAACCCUUGCCAGUAUGAAAAAUUUCGACUUGAGCCAGACCAAAACAGCGAUGACGAAUUCUACAUCUUGUGUAAUGGGUCAUUGUUUGCGCCCUUCCAGUCCAAUCAGAUGUACAAAACCAGCCAUUACUGUCUUGAUUCUUUCCUCUCCAGUGACGGCAAGAGGGUGGUGACUCUCCCCCUCCUCUGCUCCCCCCCACCUCCUCCACCACCUACCAUCUUCGAGAGGAUCGCCAUGGCAACCUAUCCUGUCGGCUUGCUGAUAUCGGUGCCGUUUCUCAUCCUGACAAUAAUGGUGUAUGGUGGGUUUCCCGAGCUACGUGACACCCAGGGGAAGAGUCUAUGCUGUCACUGUGUGUGUCUCACAGUCGCUUAUCUCACACUAGCCAUCGUCAUGUUGAUGGGAAACAGUUUGUCGCAGACUGUCUGCAUUACACUUGCCUUUGUGAUACAAUUCUCAUUUGUAUCGUGCUUUUUCUGGCUCAACAUCCUGUGCAUCGACACCUGGUGGCGACUUACGUCCAAGUUUGGAGACAGCAGUGGCCAGCCGCGGGAGGAGGAGGAGCUGGGGACUGAACAGGAAACAGAAUCCCUGUUCCUACAAAAGCAAGGGCAUCGCAGGAUAGAGAUGUUCACACAAUCCGUGAUCCUGUUCCUCGUGAUGGGACUCAACUGGGUUCUGGAGUUGUUGUCAUACUUUAUCGGAGGACCGAUAGAAAUCUGGAUUUUGACCGAUACCCUCAACUCUCUGCAAGGUGUCAUCAUCUACUUCGUGUUCAUCGUGAGAGUGCCCAGGGUCAGUCACCUGGCAAGCUCUCGUCUCGUUCCUACCUGCAGCUUCUUGUGCGGACAGUCUAACAAAGAGUAGUCAUAGAUCUAGCCAAUUAUGCUGAACUGAAGUCCCUUCUACUUAAAUAUUUGCUAUGAACAUUUCGUUCUUUAUAAUAUUUCAAUUCAAUUCAAACUUUAACUAAAAGGCAUAUUGUUUGAUUAUGUCAACGUAUCGAAUUAAUAAUUUAUGAGAGAAUUAGCUAACUGGUUUGAUGAGAAUGUAUAAAUAAGAACCCUUUUGCUGACUAGCGAUUUACACACACAGCUUGCCUUAAAACUUGCAAAACUUCACUAGAGGCAUUUCUCAAAAUUGCUAAUCUAUUCACCUGCCAGUGUGUUAAUUAUUAAUUAGUUAGUAUUAAUUAUUAUUUAGAGAGUCAAUAGCACUUUUCUUUAUAUAUUUUAUAAUUAUUUUUUCAAAUGUCUGGAAAAAUAGGUGUUGGCAGUGAAAGGGUUAAUAUAGUUACCUUUUUUCAUUUUACUGAUUUUGUGUUCAGCUAGUUGAGUAAAUCAGCUAUCAUUUAUAAUCAUGUACACUUAUCAUAUACCUUAUGCCCAUAAGACUGUUUGAAUAUGCUUAGUACAUUCCUAAUGUUUGAUUUCCAGAGGUUUUAAUCUAGAGGCAAUAAAAAUCUAUAUUGUAAAAUAUUGUUACGGUGCCCAAUUUUCAAGGUGACAUUAAUUAAUGAAAUUGUGUAAUGAGGGUUUCUUUUUUAUUUGUAGAUAAAGAUAAUUAUUAGUAUUAUAUUUAAACCGGAAUUAGUAUUCCUUAAAAGCUAUUAAAUACUUUCAUCAUAUUAUAGUAAACAUAAUAAGUGAGGAACAGAAAAUCAAAUUUUGAAAGGCAUAGUUUUUAAACUGUCUUUCAGCAACGUUUCUCAACACUAUUGUAUUAUUUUUUUUAAAUUGUCAGUAUUUAUUUAUCAAAAUGUUAAUUACGAUUUUAAUAUUUUAUUUAUUACACUAUUUAGUAUUAUUUUAUACUAAAUUGUUAAAGGGUUGGUUUAUAUUUUUCAACAAAUAAUUUAUUUUACAAGUUACUCACAUUGGUACAAGUUUUAUAGUGUUACGAUAAUUAGCAUAAUGAGAUAAAUCAUAAUAACACAAAUAUCAUAAUAGGCGCGGUUUCAGACAACGAAAUAAGACUCGAACUACGAACUUAGUUUAUUUAACUGUGCUUUCAUUUAGAUGGCAAUGCACUCAUUAAACAGUAAAGGGUUUAAACUACAACAGUACAAAAUGAAACAUCACAGGUUUUUUAUCAUUAGUCCUUUUCUGUAUUCAUAUCAUGUUAAUAUUAAGAAUGUAACAUACAAAUACAUACUCACAAUGUUAAUCUAAAGAAACUUUUGGAACGUUGUUAAAUGUUUGAAACAUUUAAUAACACAUGGGCAG